AUUACAAAAUUCUUAAUUUUCUGGCUAUAAAUAAAACCACAAAGAAAAAUAAAAUAUCUUGCAGAGAAGAAGAAAAAAACAUGGCAAAUUUUGUUUUGCAGGUUCCAAAUACUUUGAGGAGUUUCACUGUAUUUGCUUCAUCCAACCCUAAUGGGGCUCUUUCUGGUGGUUCUGGAAGUGGUGGUGUGGGUCCAGUGAUACUGGAACUUCCUCUUGAUAAGAUAAGAAGGCCUAUGAUGAGGACUAGAUCAAAUGAUCAAAACAAAGUUCAAGAACUCAUGGACAGUAUUAGUGAAAUUGGUCUUCAAGUGCCUAUUGAUGUGCUCGAGGUUGAUGGAAACUAUUAUGGUUUUUCUGGCUGUCACCGGUACGAGGCUCACCAGCGACUUGGACUCCCCACCAUACGCUGCAAAAUACGGCGUGGCACAAAAGAGACUCUAAGGCAUCACAUGCGCUAAAAUAUGUGACCAUUUAAUCAUUCAAAGUAAUGACAGGAGUCUCUUGCUCUUGCUACUCAAAGCAUACAGUGGUUCCCGUUUGAUCAUAUUAUAGAUGUUAAAUCGUGUUUGUAUUCAUAUAUGAAGAAUGAUGAUGCAAAUGUUUCUUCUUAGUGACCAAGGGUACAGUGCACUGUUGCUACCAAAAAGAAUACAAUUCAUAAUCCAAUUUCUAUGUAUUGUGUUCUUAAAAAAAACAGUUACUAUGUAUUGUAUGUUUGUUUGUCAUUUCUUCCCCAAGUUCAUUGUAAGAAUGCAAUAUCACCCAACUUACUUGUAGUCGGAAUAUACUCCCAAAUCCCAAUAUAAAUUUAAGGUAUCCUAACAUGUGCUUUAAGGGCGCAUGUUAAGAAUUUCUUAAA
Messenger RNA from Medicago truncatula (barrel medic), 859 nucleotides. RefSeq names its product sulfiredoxin, chloroplastic/mitochondrial. Gene Ontology annotation, molecular function: sulfiredoxin activity. NCBI's taxonomy places the organism in Eukaryota, Viridiplantae, Streptophyta, Magnoliopsida, Fabales, Fabaceae. The record is from RefSeq and is a predicted model, not a curated record. Gene Ontology annotation, cellular component: cytoplasm. Gene Ontology annotation, biological process: cellular response to oxidative stress. The coding region runs from base 81 to 458 and encodes 125 amino acids. The transcript is spliced from 5 exons.